Messenger RNA from Hansenula anomala, 3039 nucleotides. RefSeq names its product E1 ubiquitin-activating protein UBA1 (gene UBA1). NCBI's taxonomy places the organism in Eukaryota, Fungi, Ascomycota, Saccharomycetes, Phaffomycetales, Wickerhamomycetaceae. The transcript has a single exon. Gene Ontology annotation, biological process: protein ubiquitination; ubiquitin-dependent protein catabolic process; DNA damage response. The record is from RefSeq and is a predicted model, not a curated record. Gene Ontology annotation, molecular function: ubiquitin activating enzyme activity. Bases 1 to 3039 code for a protein of 1012 amino acids. Gene Ontology annotation, cellular component: nucleus; cytoplasm.
AUGCAAAUUGACACUCCAUCACCACAAGCACCAGAAAUUGAUGAAAGUUUAUACUCUCGUCAAUUGUACGUGUUGGGUAAAGAAGCCAUGUUGAAAAUGCAAAAUUCAAACAUUUUAAUCAUUGGUCUUCGUGGGUUAGGUUUAGAAAUUGCCAAAAACGUUGCCCUAGCUGGUGUUAAAUCAUUAUCUAUUUAUGACCCAAAUCCUGUUGAAUUAAAAGACUUAUCCACUCAAUUCUUUUUAACUGAAGAUGAUAUUGGUAAACCUCGUGGUCAAGCAAGUUUGGCAAAAUUAGCCGAAUUAAAUUCAUAUGUUCCAAUCUCUAUAGUUGAUGAAUUAUCAGAAGAAACUUUAUCAAAAUUUCAAGUUGUUGUCUUGACUGAUGUUUCUUUAGAAGAACAAGUUAAAAUUAACAACUUUACACAUUCAAAUAACAUUAAAUUCAUCACUACUGAUACUAGAGGUUUGUUUGGUAAUGUUUUCGUUGAUUUUGGUCAAGAUUUCACCAUUGUGGACCCAACGGGUGAAGAACCAUUAACUGGUAUUGUAUCAGAUAUUGAAUCUGAUGGUACCGUUUCAGUCUUGGAUGAUAACCGUCAUGGUUUAGAAGAUGGUGAUUUCGUUAAAUUUUCUGAAGUUCAAGGUUUAGAAAGUUUAAAUGAUGGUCAAGUUUUCAAAGUUACAGUUCCAGGUCCAUAUGCCUUCAAUAUUGGUGAUGUUUCAAAAUUAGAAACUUACAAAAAAGGCGGUAUCUAUACCCAGGUUAAAGUUCCUCAAAAAGUUUCAUAUCAAUCAUUAGCUGAACAAUUGGAAACCCCAGAGUUUGUAUUUUCAGAUUUUGCUAAAUUUGAUCGCCCAGCUCAAUUACAUUUAGGGUUCCAAGCUUUACAUCAAUUUCAAACUAGACAUAACUCUUUACCAAAACCAUUUAAUCAAGAAGAUGUAAAUGAAUUUUUACAUUUGGUAAAAAAUUUGGCAACUCAACAAAAAUUUGAAGGUGAUUUAGAUGAAAAAUUAUUAACUGAAUUAUCAUUCCAAGCUCAAGGUGAUAUCCCAGCUAUUAAUGCAUUCUUUGGUGGGUUAGUUGCUCAAGAAGUUUUGAAAGCUUCAUCAGGUAAAUUCGUUCCAAUUAAACAAUUCUUAUAUUUUGAUUCUUUAGAAUCAUUACCAAACAAUUAUCCAAGAACUGAAGAAAACACUAAACCAAUUGGUUCUCGUUAUGAUUCUCAAAUUGCUGUUUUCGGUUUAGAUUUCCAAAAGGCUAUUGCCAAUGUCAAGACUUUUUUGGUUGGUUCUGGUGCUAUUGGUUGUGAAGUUUUGAAAAAUUGGGCUUUAAUGGGUCUUGGUUCAGGUCCAGAAGGUAAAAUCAUUGUUACUGAUAAUGAUACUAUUGAAAAAUCAAAUUUGAAUCGUCAAUUCUUAUUUAGACCAAAAGAUGUUGGUAAAAAUAAAUCAGAAGUUGCCGCUUUAGCUGCUGUUGCCAUGAAUAAAGGUUUAGAAGGUAAAAUUGAAGCUAAAGGUGAUAAAGUUGGUACCGAAACUGAAAACAUCUUUGAUAACAGUUUCUGGGAAAGUUUAACUUUUGUUACCAAUGCUCUUGAUAACAUCGAUGCUCGUACUUAUGUUGAUCGUCGUUGUGUUUUCUUCAACAAACCAUUAUUAGAAAGUGGUACUUUGGGUACUAAAGGUAACACUCAAGUUGUUAUUCCAAGAUUAACAGAAUCUUAUUCUUCAUCUCAAGAUCCACCUGAAAAAGCUAUCCCAUUAUGUACUUUACGUUCAUUCCCUAACAAGAUUGAUCAUACUAUUGCAUGGGCCAAGAGUUUGUUCCAAGGUUAUUUCACUGAAGCUGCUGAAAAUGUCAACUUGUAUCUGUCACAACCAAACUUUCUUGAAGCCACUUUAAAACAAAGUGGUGAUGUUAAGGGUAUCUUGCAAACUAUUUCAGAGUCAUUAAAUAACAGACCUUAUUCAUUUGAAGAUUGUAUCAAAUGGGCAAGAUUAGAAUUUGAAAAGAAAUAUAAUCAUGAUAUCAAACAAUUGUUAUUCAAUUUCCCAGAAGAUGCUAAAACUUCAACUGGUGCUCCAUUCUGGUCCGGUGCUAAACGUGCUCCAAAACCAUUAGUGUUUGAUAUUAACAAUCCAGAUCAUUUCCAUUUUGUUGUUGGUGCUGCCAAUUUAAGAGCUUUCAACUAUGGUCUGAAAGGUGAUCAAGGUGAACCAGAUAAAUCAUUUUAUGGUAAAAUUAUUGAUGAAGUCAAAAUCGAACCAUUUUCACCACGUUCAGAUGUUAAAAUUCAAGCAAAUGAUGAUGAACCAGAUCCAAAUGCUCAACAAGCUGUUGAAACUGAUGAAUUACAUCAAUUAGCUGCUUCUUUACCUCAACCAUCCACUUUAGCUGGUUAUAGAUUAAACCCAGUUGAAUUUGAAAAAGAUGAUGACACUAAUCAUCAUAUUGAAUUCAUUACAGCUGCUUCAAAUGCUCGUGCUUUGAAUUAUCAAAUUGAUGUUGCUGAUCGUCAAAAGACCAAAUUCAUUGCUGGUCGUAUCAUUCCAGCUAUUGCCACUACAACUGCUUUAGUUACUGGUUUAGCUCAAUUAGAAUUAUACAAAGUUGUUGAUAAAAAAGAUAAGAUUGAAGACUACAAAAAUGGAUUUGUUAAUUUGGCCUUACCAUUCUUUGGUUUCUCUGAACCAAUUGCUUCACCAAAGGGUAAAUACAAUGGUAAAGAAUUUGAUAGAAUCUGGGAUAGAUUUGAUAUUAAAGGUGACAUAACACUUCAACAAUUAUUAGAUCACUUCAAAGAAAAAGAAGGUUUAGAAAUCACCAUGUUGUCCUAUGAUGUGUCUUUGUUGUAUGCAAGUUUCUUCCCACCAAAGAAAGUUAAAGAAAGAUCUCAGAUGAAGAUUACUGAAUUGAUUAAAACUGUCACCAAGAAGGAUAUUCCAGGUCAUGUUAAAACUUUAAUUUUGGAAGUCUGUACUGAUGACGCAGAGGGUGAAGAUGUUGAAGUUCCUUAUGUUACAAUCACCUUAUAG